UGGUGGUGGUGGUGGUGUUGUUGGUGGGAGCUGUGUUUUCAUUACUGUAAUGUCCAAAGAAGCUCCAGAAUUAUGUAAGCGUGACGUACCGUCAUCCCCUCUGAGCACGCCGGCUGCCUUGCAGAAACGUGCCUGUUUGUUUUCCUUUUAUCCUCCCUCACCCGCGCGGAAAAACCAAAAGGACAUCUGACAGUCUCAGCUUUCGGGGGUGAAAGGACUUGUAGUACUCACGCCAUGUGGACCUUUCUGUGCUUCGUGCCGCGCCUGACCCGCGAUGAUGCCGAUGCCUAGCAGUGGUCCCGUUCUUGACGAUGGAGAAGCAAGCGGGGAUGUUGUGACUGAGCCUGGAUGUGAGUGACACAGUGUGUAGCAGCGGGAAUAUUGGUGUGUCCGAGGAGCGGUAGAAGAUGAAGUUCAAGAAGUUCAUCACCAUCAUGCAGGCUGCCAUGGGGAUUGUACCUCUCAACAAGCGAGAACUUCUCCCUCCUGGCAGGAAACUGUGGAGACCCCCGGGGGACCAGCCGGGCCUAGACCAGACCAGCACUGACCUGAUCAAGUGUGGCCGCAGAUUCUGCUGGUCCAGAGAAGCCCAGUACCUGUACCUCCGUCGCCUUUCUUCACGAAGCUUCUCGGCUAUUAUGAUGAAUCCAGUCAUGGAGGAGACGGUGUGGGAGCAGUACACAGUGACCCUGCAGAGGGAUCCUAAGAUGGGCUUUGGUAUCGCCGUGUCAGGAGGGCGGGACAAUCCCAACGAGGACAGUGGUGAGACAUCUAUCAUGGUGUCCGAUGUCCUGCAGGGCGGACCAGCUGACGGAUUGUUGUUUGAAAAUGACAGAGUGGUGCAGGUGAAUGCGAUCCCCAUGGAAGGAGUUAUUCAUUCGUUUGCCGUUCAGACCCUCAGGAAAUGUGGAAAAGUUGCAAAGAUUACAGUCAAGAGGCCCAGAAAAGUCCCAGUGAAUCUUCUGAACAGACCCGCAUCUCCUGAUGACCGGGUCUUCAACAAUGACUACAAUGAUGACUACAACUAUGACCAAGACAGGCGCAGCGUGUACAGUGGUGGACGGGAGCACAGCCUGGAGAGGGAGCGUGGAGGGGGCGGCUACAUGGAUUCUGGCUACCAAACAAGGGAACGCGAUUAUGACAGAGAUUAUGACCAGCGGGAAAGAGGAAGGAGCAGGGAGAGGGACUUGAGCCCAGACCGAGACUACAGGAGGGACGGCAGCAGGGGCCGAACUUUGGACCGGGAGCACAGCCCAGAGCAUCACAGGAGCAAUAAUGCCUUGGACCGCGACUACAGCCCAGAUCGCCGGUAUCGCCGCGAUCACGUGCCGGACCGCAGUCCAGAUAGGCGUUACAGAAGUGAGCGUACCCUGAACCGAGAGUACAGCCCUGACAGGCGAUACCGAAGCGAGCGAGCCUUGGACCGAGCCAACAGCCCAGACCUGAGAUACAGACGUGACAGCCACAGUCCAGGACGCAGUCACGGCAGAGACCACAGCUUUGAAAGAGGACGAGAACAUGAAGCAAGGAAGUAUGAUGAACCCAUCAAACGCAGCGGCAGCAGGGAUCGCCUGGACUACUCGCCUACUCCUGCUGACAUGCCCAUUCCACUGCCACGACCGGCCCGUGAUCUGGAGCCGCUCGAAAAACCUUUAAAUGUACUGCUUCUUAAAAACAGGCCUAAUGAAGAGUAUGGCCUUCGUCUGGGGAGCCAGCUCUUCAUUAAGGAGAUGACCAGCACCGGACUGGCCAGCAGAGACGGAAACCUGCAGGAGGGUGACAUUAUACUCAAGAUAAACGGAACAGUGACUGAGAACUUGUCCCUCAGUGAUGCUGGGAAACUGAUUGAAAAGUCCCGAGGAAAACUGCAGUUGGUGGUGCAGAGAGACAGGCGGCAGGUUCUCAUACGAGUCCCUCCGAUGGUGGACAGUGACUCGGAGCUUGAUGACAUCUCGGAGAUUGAGUCUUACCGCUCCUACUCGCCCCAGGAUGACCGGAGAGGGCAUCACUCCGACCUCUCCUCCCACUCCUCCAAUGAGAGGCUCAGAGAGAAACCCAGAAGAGAGGAUGCACCUAACAGGUUGGCUAAGAUGGGGGCCCUUCCAACUCCCUUCAGAGGCGCAGACAGAGCAGAAGAGACGCGACCACCACAGCCGGAGAGAGAAGAGCCACGACCAGAAACACCCCCCGCCGUUGCUGUGGCUCCAAAGGUCCACGCCCCUCCCAAAGUUCCUCUGAAGCCCAGUCUGGAGGACCAGGAAGUGUAUGGGCCAAACACAGUGAUGGUUCGAUUCCAGAAAGGCGACAGUGUGGGCAUGAGGCUGGCUGGAGGAAAUGAUGUCGGCAUCUUCAUUGCUGGCGUUCAGGAAGACAGCGCCGCUGAGCAGGAGGGUCUCCGCACCGGAGAUCAAAUCAUGAAAGUGAACAACAUGGAUUUCAGAGGGAUGGUCCGAGAAGAUGCCGUGCUCUACCUGCUGGAGAUUCCCAAAGGAGAAGACGUGACCAUCCUGGCUCAGAGCAAACCUGAAGUCUAUCAAGACAUUUUGGAGUCCGGCAGAGGCGACAACUUCUUCAUCAGGACCCAUUUCGAGUACGAGAAGGAAGCCCCGCAGAGCCUUCCCUUCACCAGAGGAGAGAUCUUCAAGGUCACUGACACCCUCUACGAUGGGAAGCUCGGCAACUGGUUAGCAAUCCGAACUGACAGAAGCAACCAGUUGUUGGAAAAAGGAAUCAUCCCAAACAAGAGCAGAGCAGAACAAAUGGCCAACGUCCAGAACGCUGCUCGGGCGGCUUCAGGUAACGACAGAGGAGACUUCUGGAGGCUGCGAGGUCAAAGGGCAGCCAAGAAGAAAGAUCUCCGCAAGAGUCGCGAGGACCUGAGCGCCGCUCCAGUCACCACCAGAUUCCCAGCGUACGAGCGAGUGGUUCUACGUGAAGCCGGUUUCAAGAGACCUGUCGUCAUUUUUGGGCCAAUUUCUGAUGCGGUGAAUGAAAAGCUGGCCAGCGAUCUGCCUGGCGAGUUUGUGAUCGCCAAAACGGAACCCAAGGACGCAGGAAGUGAGAAGUCGUCUGGAGUGGUAAGACUGAACACCAUACGGCAGAUCAUCGAACAGGACACCCACGCUCUGCUGGACGUCACCCCCAAAGCUGUGGACACCCUCAAUUACACCCAGUGGUAUCCCAUCGUCAUCUUCCUCAACCCGGACUCCAAACAGGGAGUGAAGACCAUGAGGAACCGCCUGAUCCCAGGUUCCAACCGCAGCGCCCGCAAACUCUACGAGCAGGCCGUCAAACUGCGGAAGACCUGCUCGCACCUUUUCACCGCUACUAUCGACCUGAACUCGGCCAAUGACGGUUGGUACGGCAGCGUGAAGGACUCGAUUCGGGAGCAGCAGGAGCGAGCGGUGUGGGUGUGCGAGGGCAAGCUGGACGGCUCCGAGGAGGACUUGGAUCUGCACGACGACCGCAUGUCCUACCUGUCUGCCAUGAGCGCUGACUACCUGAGCAUGGACAGCCGCCUGACCAGCGACUACGAUGACACAGCCGACGAGGGCGGGGCUUACACGGACAACGAGCUGGACGAGACUCUGGACGAGAUGCAGCCGGUGUCAGCCAUCAGUCGCUCAUCAGAACCAGUGCUGCCCGACGAGCGGCACCACCCUCUCCCCCGGACCCGUAUGAGGAGGUCAGGCAGCCGAGAGCAGCUGAACCGAGAGCCUAGUCCCCCCCCCACGUUUGUCCCCGAACCCCCCAAGGUGCGGACUCAAGCGCGGACCGACUCCUCGCGCAGCUACGACUCCCACUCCAGCAGCACCAUCAGCAGCAUAGAUGCAGUGGCGGGGAGCAAGCCGCUGCCCCCGCCAGUGGCCAUGAAGCCCAACAUGAGGACUCUGAGCCAGCCCUCAGAGGAGCACAGCACCAACGAGGAGGACGACCCUGCCAACAAGUCCUUCCUGGGCAAGAUUAAAGCCUUUGAGAAGAUGGACCACUUGGCCCGGGCCCAGCGUCUCCUGGAGCUGCAGGAAGCUGAAAAUGCCAGGUUGGAAAUCGCCCAAAAGCAUCCAGACAUCUAUGCCGUCCCGGUCAAAAUGCAAAAACCCAACCUGAACCGUCCUCAGCCAAUCGGUUCCAGCGCCAAUCCAGAACCGCAGGCCCCGUCCCGACAGCAGUACUCAGAUGCCCGAGGACACGAAGACGAGGAGGCAGAGUACCGUCGGCAGCUACAGGACCAGAACAAACGGGGCUACUACAACCCUCAGAAGUACAAGGACACGGAGUUGUAGCCAGUUGAGACAAGUGAUGUCAUCACGACAGGAGGACCGCAUGGGUUGCCAUGGUAGCGCCAUCUGUAGCUUCACCUUUCUGGAUCUUCUCACUUUGUGAUGAACUAGACUCGUGAGUGCAGGGUUUUCUGUUAUGUUACAGCGAACACAGGUUAUGCUUGACCUGGUCAGUCUCACCGCUACCCGAGUGCAGCAGAAAUCAAAAUCCACUUUUGUUAAAGAAAAAUGUGAUUUUUUUUUUUUUUUUGUUUCUUGUUUUGCUUUUCAGUAAAAAUUUUAAAUAUUGUCCUGAUUUUUGUUACUAUUAUUCGAGAUUUGUUGCAAAAGCACGUCCUUUGCAACAAUGACAUUUUUUAUAAACUGCACUGUGAGGAAUAUUCAAAAUGUGAUGACUUUUAUAUCCAGUCUUCAAAUGUCUCCAACCACUUUGUGACAAUCAGUCUGUUUUUAUAUGAAACGCUCACUUGGAUCUCAGCCGGCAAUCGGAGUGAUUUUUGAAACUGUUUGUGAUUCUCCUCUUUUUUUUUUUUUUAUCUCCUGAGAACCCUCUCUGGAAUUCCAAUAAAUCCGUUUUGCAAGGUUUUCUCUUUUAA
Molecule: messenger RNA, 4876 nt
Organism: Synchiropus splendidus (mandarinfish)
Lineage: Eukaryota; Metazoa; Chordata; Actinopteri; Syngnathiformes; Callionymidae
Gene: tjp2a
Product: tight junction protein 2a (zona occludens 2)
Exons: 24
Coding region: 408-4283 (1291 amino acids)
Biological process (GO): cell-cell junction organization; establishment of endothelial intestinal barrier; positive regulation of blood-brain barrier permeability
Cellular component (GO): plasma membrane; bicellular tight junction
Molecular function (GO): cell adhesion molecule binding
Source: RefSeq, a predicted model, not a curated record